AUGAUCAGGAAGACGAGAGGCUUGCCCGUCAUUGUCCUUGGACUUACGCUCUUCAUCUACGAUCUACAGCCCGGCAUACUGACAAUACUCCACGAACGGCCUAACAGAAAGCCAAUGGUCUAUGUACUGGAUGGGAAAGACUUUGAGGACAGUGCAGAUGAAGUCUUUGACGACACUACCACAGAAAUGAGAUCCAGCCUUGAAUUAAGCGCUGUAGGACUGGGUCUGCGCCUGAUCAAGAACGAUGGGAUGCUCAAGGUAAAUUAUGAAGGUGAGAAUGGCGGAGUCGUGGACUGGACAUUCCAAGGCUUGCGCUGCUCCAGUGUGGGUAGCAUGACAGCAUGUGCCUUUACGCAGACAAUGCCCGAGGUUGCUGUGCAAUCCGAAUUGUCGAACAGUACUAUCCAGACCGUGAGCACCGAUCCCGUCCUGGAACGCAUCGUUCAGCCUCCAGUGUCUGGUCUUAGCAUUAUAUCGACAACGGAAACCCGCCCCGUCAAGCCUAUAGUCAAGCCUAUGAUCAAGCCUGCGAUCACGACCAAAUUUCCAAAGGAAGAACCCGGCAUCUUUUCAUCAAUGGUCGACAAAGAGAGCGGCCUCAAACGCAAAGCGACAGAAGACGUUGAGCAGCCGAAGCCACACAAACUCGCGAAAACAUCACACGAAUCUCCACUAUGGCCAGCUCAUCUAUACAUGACUUGCUGUCGCAUGCAACCGGUCUCACAGAGCCCCACCGGGAACCUGCAUAUCGAUCUCAGAGAGGGUACAGUGUGGUUCGAGGGCUGGCAUGGAAAAGCGGAGGCACGCAUAUUCGAGAAGAGACAGGUCAAUCUCCGGGAUUCAUCAGUCAACAUGACUAUGGACACAACAAAACACGACAAGCACUUAUCGCGCAGCGACAUGAACUUCGUAUUGGUCUACUCUACUGUUCAGUACAUUCGACAACACAAGCGUUCCGGAAAUCACCUUUCCACAACCCAUUCUCUCGAAAUAUCCAGGAAAAAUCUAAAGGACGAACUGACUCCGCUGUUUAGAGUAUUAUGCUCUGCACCCGGAUGGCAGACAUGGGGUUCCGAUACUGACACAAGUCUGGGUCCCAAUCCCGACCCCUCAGUCAAACUCAAAGAGGGAUUAGGGCUCAGCAAAACUAGCAAGUCACACGAGAAACUCACCUCUUCAAGCAUUAGAACAGCAACCGACAUCUCGCCUACCGUCAUCGUCGAUGCGAUCACCGUCCACCUGUACACGACCCGGACACUGAUCAUGAGUUACGGGAAGAUCUAG
Molecule: messenger RNA, 1284 nt
Organism: Alternaria novae-zelandiae
Lineage: Eukaryota; Fungi; Ascomycota; Dothideomycetes; Pleosporales; Pleosporaceae
Exons: 4
Coding region: 1-1284 (427 amino acids)
Source: RefSeq, a predicted model, not a curated record